AUGAUUUCCGUCUCCGCAAUGGUGAUCCAAUGCAUGCGCCUAUUUGGGUCUCGCGACCCCAUCUGCCUAUUGUCUUCUUCUUUGAGUUUUCGCCUCUUUUCUAUCGUCUCUUUUUUCGGAAUUGGCCUGACCGGUCCUACGAAGCUUGUCUCACGCCCCAACGCAGCUAGGGUUUGUGUAGAAAUCGAUAAUAGAUGUCCUUCGCUUCAUCUGCACGGUGUAAUAAAGCAAGGUCGAUCACGGAUUCAAGCUAUAGCAAAGAAGACUUAUAGUCGAUCCGGGACUGAGAUGCAAAGACAGAGGAAUAUGGUAGAAGGAGUACAACAAGCAAUCAAAGGAAUGCAGGCGUUGAUAAGCGUAGAGGGGCUAGAAAGAGAAGUUAAGGUCGGUAGGCAGAACAGGGGGGGGGGUUUGGGAAAGAUAGUAAGUACUUCUUAUAUCAACCACAGGCUCCCGUGUUUCUUACUUUUUUUGAGUAGUAUCCCAUUCCUCUAUGCCAUUCCCGCAUUCACUCUAUCCGUCCAACAAGCUCUCUCUCCCAUUGGUAGGCAGAAGACAGGGGUUUUGGAGGGAACUACUAAAGGUGUGUAUAAGCCCUACAUACAGUGUAUGUGUCCCUCCAGCCCAGCUGAGCUUCGCUAUGAACUAAUAGACUGA
This is a messenger RNA of Prunus armeniaca (apricot), 657 nucleotides long. NCBI's taxonomy places the organism in Eukaryota, Viridiplantae, Streptophyta, Magnoliopsida, Rosales, Rosaceae. The record is from the annotation of a GenBank genome assembly.